UAGUCUAUAACAAAGGCAACAACAAAUAAAAACUUAUCUAUACAUCCAGACGUCUCUCUCGGUCUCCUGAUCAAAACCGUUUACCAGCCUCUACCAACGUAAUUACAACCUCCUCACUCACAACGAAUCAAAUUACUCCACGUGUAAAACUUUUCCCGCCAAGAUCAAAACGAAACCAUAUCCACUGUAAUAAUAACAGAAACAAACUUCAAUUUCAGAUCAACGAUGGCGUCCCUCACCGGCACCAUCACCACACUGUUAACAUUCUCUCUCCUCCUUUCUUUCUCAUCCUCCCACCCUUCCUCAACCAUUCUCGACGCCGCCGAAAUCCUCUCCACCUCUGGUUUUGAAGCCAUGGCUCUCAACCUCGAACUCGCUUCCCAAACUCUCCUUGCUCGCCGCCAAUCUCGUUCCCUAACCGUUUUCUCUCCAACUAACUUCGCCUUCAACCAAAUCCCUCAACUACCUCUCUCUCUCCUCCGUUACCAUCUCCUCCCUCACGCUUUCUCUCUUCAUAGCCUCCGAUCUCUCCCUUUCGGUGCCAACAUCGCCACUCUCCUCCCCGGUCACUCCCUCACCGUCACAACAAACUCUAACCGUAAACUAUCCAUCAACAACGUUACUGUUAAUCCUACUCCUUUACUCGACGACGGUUAUCUCGUUAUUUUCCAAACCGAAAGCUUCUUCGAUCCUUAUUUUCAACUUCCUCGUCCUUCCUCCGGCGCUUGUUUUAGAAACAGCGGCGGAGGAGGUGGCGGCGGCGGGAAACGGCUAAUCUCUGAUGCAUCGACGUUUUCUUUCAAGGAAGCUAGUUCUGCUUUGAGAUCGAAAGGCUGUUCUAUUAUGGCGUCAUUUCUCGAAAUGCAAUUUCUAGGUCUUAAAGAACGUCCUGAUCAGGUGACGGUGUUUGCGCCGAUUGAUGAAGCUUUGAUGAGCCAAAUCGGAAACGUGACCGAUCAUUCCGUUAUUCUUCGCCGGCACCUUGUUCCUUGUAAGAUCAUGUGGAGUGAUUUGGUUAAUUUGCAAGAAGGAACGUUGAUUUGGACUUAUCAGAGAGGAUUCACGGUGAAUGUUACUAAAUCUAGCACUAACAGUGACUUGUUUUUGCUUAACAAUGGAGUUCCGGUUGUUUUUCCUGAUUUGUAUAGCAGUGAUUGGCUUGUCGUUCAUGGACUCGGAGAUAUUCUUUUGGAUCCUAAGGGAAUAGAAGUUUCGGUUCAGGAAGAUGCAGAAUCUUCUUCAUUGGAGUUUAAUCACCAUCACAUUCAUCAUGGUGAUCAUCAUCAUUAUGGUGCGCACAACCCAGCAGAACAUUCUCACUUCUCCGUUUUUCAUUAGUGUAGUUAUCUCACCGGCCACAGCUCACAAAAGAAUGUACCUGUUCUUACCACCAAUGAUGGGAAAAGAAAGAGGGAUUAAAUAAAGAAUGACGUCGAGAAAUGGUGGCUUUGGUUGUGUAAUAUAUCACAAAGAACGAGCUAUUCUUCACAAGAAUGCCCUUUCUACUAAUCAGCUUAUUGUAAGAAACAAUAUCACAAGAGUUAAUACUUAUAACGAUGAUGACUCCAAGUCUUAACUAGAAUUGUAAAUUAGAUUUUACAUAUGUGCUAAAGAUCCCUCUGUUAAACAGACAUCUCAAAAUUGCGGCACAUAGUUUAAAGAAAACUUACCUACAAAUAAUAAUAUAGUAUAUGAUGAAUAUGACUUCGUAGUAUAGACUUUUCUCUCAACAUUUGAGUUUCACUUCCUUCAUACAACUAGCACAAUAUUUUUACUAUUUAGAUAGAAGUUGUAUAUCCUUAAAGAUGUAGCACAAUAAUAUAAGCUGAGACGCCAAAGGAGUAUUAAGAAAGAGAUCCAAAGUUUAAUUCUUGCAGCUAACAAAUUCUCUCUUAUCCCAACAAAUUAACCACUAACAUUUUCCUAUCCAAAAAAAUAUAGUUGUAUUUCUGAUACAAAAUUUCUAGUAGUAUUUUGAUAAAUAUUUGUUAUUGGCUUAACCAAGUGAGAUAUUUUGAGUUCAAAUUGUACCGCCAGUAAAACAGCCAGACAAACAAAAACAUUUUAAUUAGUAGAACCAAUUCAGACUUAAUAAUGAAGAUGGAAAAUAUGUGAUUAUAAGGUAAAUGUGAAUUGUUCAUUACUUCAACUUACCACAUUACUUAAAAAUAGAUAAGGCAUUAGAAAGAAAAAAGUUUGAAGGAAAAAAGAAAACAAAAACAAAGACAGGCACAGAUCUUCUGGCUUCGGUUGGAUAAUUAAGAGGG
Molecule: messenger RNA, 2267 nt
Organism: Cicer arietinum (chickpea)
Lineage: Eukaryota; Viridiplantae; Streptophyta; Magnoliopsida; Fabales; Fabaceae
Product: putative fasciclin-like arabinogalactan protein 20
Source: RefSeq, a predicted model, not a curated record